Polypterus senegalus (gray bichir) is the source of this 2015-nucleotide messenger RNA. It is a transcript of the gene trmt10b, whose product is annotated as tRNA methyltransferase 10B. Lineage: Eukaryota; Metazoa; Chordata; Cladistia; Polypteriformes; Polypteridae. Gene Ontology annotation, molecular function: tRNA binding. Gene Ontology annotation, cellular component: nucleus; nucleoplasm. The record is from RefSeq and is a predicted model, not a curated record. The transcript is spliced from 10 exons. The coding region runs from base 75 to 1019 and encodes 314 amino acids. Gene Ontology annotation, biological process: tRNA N1-guanine methylation.
CGUACGUGUGCGUCAGCGCAUCGUCGUGCGACGUAAGGCGGAAGUUGCGGAUCUCACAGCGGCUUUGGCAAAGAAUGGAUGAAGCCGAUGAAGACGGACAGGUUAUCAAACUUGGGAAACUUUCUGUAACUUGCAUUCAAGAAGAAUUUGACCUGACGGAAGCGCUUGAACUUCUUCAGAUUGAAGUAGAGCCUGUUGCCUUUAAAGAAUCCUGCACUGAAAAUGAGGGGCUUUACUUUUCUAAAAAUGUUUCAAGAAAGCAGAAAAAUUGGGAAAAGAUACUUGCUUCAAAGAAAAGUAAAAGAAAGGAAGAAAAACAGAGAAGAAAAUUAAACCAUACUGAAAGAUCAGUUAAUAGUAAUCUGCACAGCAAGCGUGUCUUAAAGGCAAUAACAAAGGAGCGUCUCAAUGAGGCACGGUCCGGUGGGGUGAAGCUCUGCAUUGACUUAAGUAUGAUGCAGUACAUGUCUAAAAAGGAAACUAGCCGUCUUGCUGCUCAGAUUCGGAGGUUAUAUGGCUCCAAUAAGAAGGCUACAAAUCCGUUUCAUUUGUAUCUCACGGACUUUUGCGAAGAUAGUCUUCUCUACAAAGAGUGUGUGAGGAUGAAUGAUGGGUUUUUGAACUACGUGAUGGAGAGAACUGAAGAAAACUGCCUCAAAAUAUUUCCACCGGAGUGCGUUAUUUACCUCACCCCUGAUUCGGAGAAUGCACUGGAAUAUGUUGACCCUGAAAAGGUAUAUAUCCUUGGUGGCUUAGUGGACGAAAGUGUUCAGAAGAGCUUAACAUACCAGAAGGCUCAAGAAUACCAGUUAUGCACAGCAAGAUUGCCAGUUGAGGAAUACAUGGUCAAAAAGGAGAAUGCCAAGAACUUCCACUCCCAGAUCCUAGCAAUUAACCAAGUAUUUGAUAUUUUAGUGGCUUUUUGUGAAAGUCACAGCUGGAUAGAGGCCUUUAAAGUUGGCUUCCCUGCAGGAAAAGGCUACAAUGUUCGUACUGAAUUAGUCCAAUGUAAGGAAUGACACCAAAAUGUAAAAAAAAAAACAACUGAGAUGUGCAGGUAUCCAUCAUCAAGUAAAACUACUGUUACCACCAGUCUGUACUCUACAAAAAUCAUGGAAAAUAGAAAGUAAAGAGAAUCCAUGAACAGGGUAAUUUUCUAGCGUCUUUAACACAACCUGAGCCAAAGUGACUAUAGCCAGACAACAUCAAUGGACCAAAACCCUCAUACUGUGGGCAGCACUGCAGAAGUAACUGAAAUACUAAGAGAGGAAGUUGGAGGAAUGGAGGUUUGAAGAUACAUAGGAAGAAGAUGAUGACAGAGUGUCUGAGGUUUUAAUGAUGAUCAGAAUUCAGAAGUUUGCCUGCAGGGAGAGCAACUGAAAAGAGGUAAGGAGUUUAAAUAUGUUGGACCAGUGGUAGGCCAAGAUGGAGAAUUAAAUUCAUUCUUCUUUUAUAAUCACAUAUGACCAAUAAAAUCAUGGGGUGCCCAUAAAAAAUGAAUUUAAUUUCAUUUAAAAUGCAUAGAUUCCCUAAAUGAUUCCAAAAAAACAGCUCUUACAAUUUGAAAAUGUCUCCAGUGAUAGCCGUUACUGAACAUACUUUUAUACGACGGCUCAUGUUCUUUCUACGGUUAAGCUGGUUUGAAAUUUCACUUUAACCUUUUGAAGGCUUUUUUAAAAAAAAAACAAAAAACAACUGCUAACAAAGCAAUGGUUUUACACUUAAAUCAGCUUGAAAUGUCUGUUGCUGCGUGCUGUGGCCACUAUCAUCUCUGGCAUCUCGACGGCUAGAAGGAAUUACGCAGCGGUCUGGCUUCCUGGCUAUCUUGGUGUGGUGGUGGCGGCGGUCGCAGUGCGAUGCGAUCUGAUUCAUAUCUCUUGUCAUCGUAAGUGCCGGUAUUCUCCUAAGCAAACAUUGCCAUCGGCACAUAAGCUACGUGAACAUGUUCAUCACUACGGUCAGCUGACGCCAGUACCUCACUUUCAUUUUCGAUCUCCAUCUCCAGGGGCCUCAUG